Cyphellophora attinorum is the source of this 654-nucleotide messenger RNA. Its product is annotated as putative mitochondrial carrier. The transcript has a single exon. Gene Ontology annotation, cellular component: mitochondrial inner membrane. NCBI's taxonomy places the organism in Eukaryota, Fungi, Ascomycota, Eurotiomycetes, Chaetothyriales, Cyphellophoraceae. Gene Ontology annotation, molecular function: S-adenosyl-L-methionine transmembrane transporter activity. The record is from RefSeq and is a predicted model, not a curated record. Bases 1 to 654 code for a protein of 217 amino acids.
AUGUCAAGAAGCCAGCAGGCAUAUAUUCACAUGCUUGCGUCCUCACUUGGCGAGAUCGCUGCAUGCGUGAUCCGCGUACCGACCGAAGUUGUGAAACAGCGCGCACAAGCAGGUCUGUUUGGUGGCUCUACGCUGCUUGCUUUGCGAGACAUCACUGGACUGCGAAGGACACACGGAGUGGUAGCCAUGAUGAAAGAGCUAUAUCGAGGAGGAGGCAUUACCAUCAUUCGCGAAAUUCCGUUCACGAUCGUGCAAUUCAGCUUGUGGGAGUAUUUCAAGACUGCAUAUUCAGCACGGCAGAACCGACUGCACGGACGGGAGAGCGGAGUAAGUACAACCUUAGAGAGUGCUGCGUUUGGAAGUUUGGCAGGAGCGGUUGCGGCAGGCUUGACUACACCUCUGGACGUACUGAAGACGAGGAUCAUGAUCGCUCGGCGGGCCACUGAGGAGAAUGCGGCAGACCGAAAAGGCGUCGUUGCGAUCGCUCGGCAGAUUUGGGCUCAGGAUGGCGCCAGAGGUUUCUUCAGGGGCUUCAUUCCCAGGGUAGGAUGGAUCAGCACCGGAGGAGCAGUAUUCUUGGGAUCUUACCAGUGGGCGAUACUUAAGCUCGAGUCGCAUUCAGUGAACGAGGCAACACUUGCAACAGAAAUAUAG